AACACACGACGUUGACCUAUUCAUCUUAUGAAUAGUUAAAUGACAUCACUGAUGACUCAGCCAAAGUGCGGAUAAUCCAACUUAUGCAUUGCCCCAGAUCGACGUCAAGGACCUUGGGGGAAUGACAGGAUGACAUGCAUGCAAAUAACCCUAAGAUAGUCAGACAUCGCCUACCUAGAAUCUUCGAAACGGCGAUUCUCCCUCAUCCAUAACACCGCCCCAACGAACGGAGGCGAUUGAAGUGAAAUCCGGGAUUCGGGGAUCAUACCGUGAAGCUCCACAACCUCGGCGACCGCCUGACUAAUGCGGGGUUUAUCGCUGUUUUUUCACCAGUUAUCUAUCUUUUUUCCCCUCCUUCGUCUGUUCUUAUGAAACUGACCAUCUUACUCUGGAAUCCUUCUAUCUCUGCUCUACAAGCUCCGUCUUAAGUUACUAUACUAUACAUACUUAUUGAUAUAUUCACAAUGUGCAAGAAGGCUACCUGCUCUAACUGCCACAAGGCCACCUGGUGGGGCUGCGGUAACCACAUUCCUACCGUCAUGGAUAGCAUCCCUUCUGAGGAGUGGUGCACUUGCGCGCCCAAGGUGGAGCGCGAGGGAAAGGAGUACCCUCCCAAGGCUGAUAGCCUUUGACUAGCUUUCUGUGCUGUUAUGUAACGGCACAUGCUAUUACCACUACUGUCACUAUCACCACUAUUACUACCACCACUACGACAACGUCUCUGGGAGAAGCGCUUAGGAUGGGAAGGGGGAGGGUUGGCUAGGUGGUGAAUGUGUUUAAUUUACUCCGCGUGGCAUUGUAUAUACAUACAUCGAAUUUUCAUUGCUUUCUGUCC
This is a messenger RNA of Aspergillus campestris IBT 28561, 835 nucleotides long. RefSeq lists its product as uncharacterized. The transcript is spliced from 2 exons. The record is from RefSeq and is a predicted model, not a curated record. NCBI's taxonomy places the organism in Eukaryota, Fungi, Ascomycota, Eurotiomycetes, Eurotiales, Aspergillaceae. Bases 465 to 632 code for a protein of 55 amino acids.